AUGCAACCUCUUACUUCACCAAGCCUCCUAGGCGUUCGGAUUCUCACACUAGAUGCUACUGGACCUGAAUACUCGCGCUGGCGACGCAGUGUCAGGUUUGCUCUGGAAACGAAAAAUCGGUGGAAAUACUGCAAUGGCAGGCGUCCGAUGCCGAUGCCGAUGCCAAAGGCAACACCAGCCAUAGCCGAACCUAACGAUAUACAACCAAGUUUACUGGAAGAACGACGAGAAUGGAUGCGACGAGACCGAGAGGUCAAAUUUGACAUAUUCCAGUCACUAGCAGAAGAAGUGAUGCAGGAUGUAUUUGGUGUCGGCCCUCCGCUUCCCCCCACACAGUACACUGCACUGCAAAUGUUACAAGCACUGGACAAUCGUUUUAGCGUCUUUGAGUUUGAAGGUUACCACCACGCGUUUUGUCAUUUUUUGAACUUGCAGGUGGAUCAGCACGAGAGCCUCGACGACUUCAACAAGGAGUUCUUAACGGUGCUGGAAGACCUGCAUGACUAUGGCCACCCGAUGUCCAAUGUCCAAGCAUGCAGCGCAUACUUUUCCAAGCUGCAAUGCACACAGAACCCAUGGGUAGCAAAGAAAGUUGCAGAAUGGGAUAUCCAACCUUUCGAGCCUCAGCUGUGCGAUCUUAUGCAGGCAGCAGUACUCUGGCCGUGCACCAAGUCUCUUGCAUGCAACUCGUGGCGGGACUGCUUUGCGAAGCCAUCACCAGAAGAGCAUAUCGAUGAUGGUGCUGCACCUGGACCUACAUAUAGCGACCUUGCACCUGAACUUUCGGACACAUCCACCCUGUCAUCCAAAGCCUCACAUUCG
Messenger RNA from Bipolaris victoriae FI3, 822 nucleotides. RefSeq lists its product as hypothetical. The record is from RefSeq and is a predicted model, not a curated record. Lineage: Eukaryota; Fungi; Ascomycota; Dothideomycetes; Pleosporales; Pleosporaceae. The transcript has a single exon. The annotation marks the transcript as partial.